AUGAUGCCUCAAUCUCCAGCUCCAGCUCCUAUUCCACUAUCUAUGCCUCCAGUCCCCGCCUCUGUACCAUAUCCUGAUACACCCAUUCCUUCUCCCGGACCUACACCUACACCUUCUGGCGUCAAAGCUGCAUACUGGCCUUCUUGGCUAGCUGAAAAAGUUCCUUCAGAAAGCAUCCCUACUGCAUAUUUCACUCAUAUUUUCAAUGCGUUUGCUGUGCCUGAUAACACAUCAUUCCAGUUGCUCAUAAGCCAAGCUGACAAGCAAUCAAUGAUUAACUUCACGUCCACCAUCCAUUCCCAUAGCCCUGCAACGAAGGUCAUGCUAUCGAUAGGAGGAGAUACAGGUUCUCCAAUACUCCCUAAUAUGACGAGUUGCCAAGAUAAUCGCUUUGCAUUCAUCAAAUCAACAAUUGAUGUAGCCAGAUCUUUCGGAUUUGAUGGCCUUGAUCUUGAUUGGGAAUUCCCUGUCGAAUCAGAACACAUGCUGAAUCUAGCAUUGCUCCUCAAAGAAUGGCGCCUCGCCAUCAACAUAGAGUCACUAUCUACCUCCAAACCUCCACUCAUCCUCUCAGCUGCCGUUUACUUCUCUCCUGACUCUCUCUUAUCGGGUACAUUUUAUCCCGGAGAAGCUCUAAGCAACUAUCUUGAUUUCCUAAGCCCUAUGUGCUAUAACUACCAAGGUUCUUGGGACACUUCAGCAACUGGUGCUCCAGCCUUGUUAUACGAUAAGUCUAGCAAUAUUAGCACGAGCUACGGAAUUUCAUCCUGGAAACAAAAUGGGAUUCCUUCAACAAAGCUAGUCAUGGGAAUUCCCUUAUAUGGAAAUACAUGGAAAUUGAAGGAUCCAAAUGAUCACGGAAUCGGCUCCCCUGCAGUAGGAGUUGGCCCUGGAGCUCAAGGAGAAAUGUCAUAUGAUGAAAUAGUAACAUUCAAUUCGGAAAACAAUGCCACAAUAGUAUACAAUAACGAAACAGUUUCAACAUAUUCAUAUGCUGGAACAAAUUGGAUUGGCUACGAUGAUACUAAUUCAAUCAAAGCCAAGAUUAAGUAUGCUAAGGCUCAGGGUCUUGGUGGUUACUUUUUUUGGGCACUAGGCUUUGACAGCAACUGGACUCUAUCUGAAACAGGUAAAAUUCAUGAACUUCUUACAUUUUUAGACGUAGAUUUUAAGUUCUACGCACUAACGGUCUAA
This is a messenger RNA of Capsicum annuum, 1194 nucleotides long. Its product is annotated as class V chitinase CHIT5. Bases 1 to 1194 code for a protein of 397 amino acids. Gene Ontology annotation, molecular function: chitinase activity; chitin binding. Gene Ontology annotation, cellular component: extracellular region. Lineage: Eukaryota; Viridiplantae; Streptophyta; Magnoliopsida; Solanales; Solanaceae. Gene Ontology annotation, biological process: chitin catabolic process; carbohydrate metabolic process. The transcript has a single exon. The record is from RefSeq and is a predicted model, not a curated record.